Molecule: messenger RNA, 1252 nt
Organism: Arabidopsis lyrata subsp. lyrata
Lineage: Eukaryota; Viridiplantae; Streptophyta; Magnoliopsida; Brassicales; Brassicaceae
Product: NDR1/HIN1-like protein 12
Exons: 1
Coding region: 310-975 (221 amino acids)
Biological process (GO): defense response to other organism
Source: RefSeq, a predicted model, not a curated record
UUUAUUUAAAACCAUCAGAUCCGUCACGUGAACGGUUGCUCCGAGAUUUGGAGUCUUUCGAAAGUAAAAACAUUAAUAUUAUAAUAAAAACCACAAUGUAAAACAGUAAUAAAAUGGACUCUAAAAGAGUGUUUACUCUUAUUAAGUAGACAAAACAAGACAAAAACUUACAUCUACUUAUCUUCUUCUCCUCCUCCUCCUUCUUUACAGUCUUCACUCUUCACCAAACCCUUAAUAAAUCCUCUGGUUCUCGUAUAUAUACACACACACUUAUACAUACAUACAUACUUAUAUCUAUAGACUAUAGCCAUGGGUGAAGGGGAAGCCAAAGCAGAUCACAAGAACGCUCCCUCCGCUUCUUCAACGCCGGAAUCUUACUCUAAAGGUGGAGGAGGCGGCGGUGGAGGUGCACUCCGCGCAAUCUGCGGCGCGAUCUUCACUGUCCUCAUCUUACUAGGUAUCAUCGCUUUAAUCCUUUGGCUCGUCUACCGUCCACACAAACCACGUCUCACCGUCGUCGGAGCCGCCAUCUACGACCUCAAUUUCACGGCGCCGCCGUUAAUCUCAACCUCCGUUCAGUUCAGCGUUUUGGCAAGAAACCCUAACCGGAGAGUAUCAAUUCACUACGACAAGCUCUCUAUGUACGUAACGUACAAAGAUCAGAUCAUAACACCGCCGCUUCCGUUACCGCCGCUUCGUUUAGGACAUAAAUCUACGGUGGUGAUAGCUCCGGUGAUGGGAGGCAACGGUAUACCAGUUUCGCCGGAAGUGGCUAACGGUUUGAAGAAUGAUGAAGCUUACGGUGUCGUUUUGAUGAGAGUGGUGAUUUUAGGGAGGCUCCGAUGGAAAGCUGGUGCGAUUAAGACUGGACGGUAUGGAUUUUAUGCCAGGUGUGAUGUGUGGUUGAGAUUUAAUCCAUCUUCUAAUGGACAAGUUCCUCUUCUCGCUCCUUCAACUUGUAAAGUUGAUGUCUAGUCUUAAAUUUUAUUUUGUAAUGUUUUUUUUUUUAUUAAAAUUUUGUGUUUUUAAAAAGUUUUAAAAUGGAAAUUAGAAUUGUAAUCUUUUUUUUUUUUUUUAAUCAUGCUAGUGUUGGUUUCGUCGAGUCUAGUGUAAUAAUAAUUAAGAGGCAUAAGCCAAAAAAUUUAAGUACACAAGUAUUUCUACUUUACAUUCUACUUAUGAUAUUUAUUUUAUUUUUCAGUUGUUGGACUUGGAUCUGUGGAUGUUAAUUAAUGAAACUUGACUAUACAAA